UUGGAAGAGGAAAGUUGACAGAAGUUUUAAUAAAAAAAUUAAGCACUUACUAUGGACUAGCAAUUAGGAGAAAUGUAAAUAGCGUUGAAGACAUGAAAAAUGAGAUAUUGGCAACUUAUUUCCAUAUGAUAUCAACAGAUGAUAAUCCACAACAUGACAAAUGUCCAAAGGGUGUAGAUAGCUGGUGUAAGUGGAACGAAGCUAAAGCUCUGGGGACAGAACCUCCAAAAUAUCCGACACCUUUGCAUCCUGACGUUCAAAAAGCGAUUUUUCCAAUUUAUCAGGAUUUAUCCCGGGUAGAUUUAUUGGAGAGAUGUUUAGGAGGCCAUACUCAAAAUGUUAAUGAAAGUUUUAAUUCAACUAUUUGGCGUAUGGCCCCUAAACAUUUGCAUAGUGGUUUAAAAACUAUUGAAAUUGCUGCAUACUUGGCUGCUUGCUUAUUCAAUGAAGGCAGUUCAAGUAUUUUAUUAGUCAUGAACGAGUUAGGUCUCAUCGUUGGGAACAAUAGCUUCAAUCACGCACAACAAUCCGACAGUCAGCGCGUAACCCGUCAGAAUCGACGCAGCUCCUUGGACAGUAAAGAAGCCCGAAAAGCACGAAAAGAAAAGCUACAAGCUCAAAAUGAAGCAUAUGAAGCUGAAGAAGGCUUACAAUAUGGUGCUGGAAUAGCUGAUUAAUUGAUAAAAAUUAUGGCCUCCAUGAUGUACACCAGUUGCGAAGUCGGACGACAACCUACGAGAUGUAUCAGCUGAUAUCUUUACUACUUUUUAAGUUUUAUUCUUGUAAAUGUAAAUUUUUACUCUUCAAUAUAUGUAUAAA
Cotesia glomerata is the source of this 819-nucleotide messenger RNA. RefSeq lists its product as uncharacterized. NCBI's taxonomy places the organism in Eukaryota, Metazoa, Arthropoda, Insecta, Hymenoptera, Braconidae. The coding region runs from base 93 to 677 and encodes 194 amino acids. The record is from RefSeq and is a predicted model, not a curated record. The transcript has 2 exons.